AAGGAUCGUGCAUUUUUCCAUUUUUUCAUUUUUUCAUUUUUUCUAUAUAUAAAAAAUUGGUCAUUCAAAUUUUACUUUCAAGUUGGUUAUAUAAUCAAUCAAUCAUAACAUUCAAAACCAAACUGAGACCAAUUUUUUGUUGAUGACUUUCAUCCUCUAAACUCAGUGUUCGAGCAUAAUUAGUAUGGAAGUCGCUGGCCAGAACAUAGUCACAUAUGAUGAAGAUGAGGCGUUAAAGCGUUUGUAUGAUGCCUUUGGAAGUUCAUUUACUCUUGAAGAUAUAGCUGAUGCCUAUUGCAAGGCAAGCAAGAAUGUAGAAUUUGCUGGGGAAAUUUUGUAUGAUAUGACGGGGAGCUCCUCAACAUCUGGGAAUCAUUCGUCUACUUCAGAUGCCAAGGUGGAAGUGUCUUCAGAAUCUUCUGAUGGACAUUCCUUUGAAAAUUCCUUCAAUGGAAGGAAAAACUUCAAGCCCAAAGUUCGCCCUGUUUCAGCUGGUACCGUUUCAAGCGUUAUUGGGAAAAGUUAUGUUAGACCCAUGCCACCUGCGAAAAGGUCUGAUGGUAUGACUAAACCUCCUAAGUUGGACGCAAAGGAUCUUCCAAUGACUGGAAUUUUGCGUGAAAAGAGAACAUCAAUGCCAAAGUCUUCAAAGCGUGAUCAGCUUCAAGGCGACAUGGAGGAUUUCUUGUUCAAAAUGCUUGGAGUUGGUUUUCAGCUUGAAAGAAAUACCAUACGCGAAGUUCUUGAUACUUGCGGGUAUGACAUGAAAAAGAGCUUGGAAAAAUUGCUGGAUCGAGCUUUCGACAAAAGCCCAGCUGAUGUUCGUGAUUCAUCUGAGAAGUUUGUAGAUAUGAAUACAAAAUAUGAAGCAUCAGCAUCUGAAAGAAAGUCUCAGGAUUUAAAUUGUAACAGAGGAAACGGAGACAUACUUUCAGUUAAAGAAGUAGAACUACAUCAGCAGCAAAAGGAGAGACAUGACGUUCAGAAAGAAGUCUGGUCUAAUUUGUUUAGCUAUCGUGAGUAUGUUGAGAAUCCUCCUAAACGAUUUGUAAGGGAUUUGACUUUGAAUAAGAAUUCACCAUAUGGAGUUGGACAUGUGGUGUUCAAACCUCCCAAUGAUUCAACGGAAGAAUACAAGAUCGACAUGGACUUUAGGAGACGAGAAAAUGAAGAUGAUGCAGAGAACGAAGCAGAAUACCAAAGUGUGCGGAAAGCUGUGAAGGAAUAUCGGGCGACGAUGAAGGAAUAUUAUAAAGCGGCUGUUGAGGCAUUUGCAAGCGGAGAUCAAACCAAAGCUGAAAAAUUGUUAGAUCAGGGACAAUUUUACCUGAAAAAGGCACAUGAAGCUGAUGAAGAAUCGAGUAAAAUGAUUCUUGAAACAAAAACGGCAGACACACAAGAAAUGGUCCUUGACCUACGUGACCAAGACCCGAAAGAUGGUGUUAGACUACUCAAGUGUCAUCUUUCCACUCUGUCUGGAAGUUCAUCGUUCGACUACCUCAAGGUUAUCUUUGAUGCAAAUGAUCAAGCUAACAAGAAAAGGUCUUGCAGACGACUGGUAUUAAAACUAUUAGAGCAGGAGUCUAUAAAGUGGGCCGAAGGAGAAAUAGCUGAGACAAUAAUGAUCCGCUUAGAUAACAUUGAGCGUCAACGGUUGAGUUUUUUCAAAACAUAGCAUCUUUAAUGUGAACCGAUGUCUGGUUACUAAUUAGUUAACAAAAGAACGGGCCAUCCAACGUCCAUGAUGUGUAAGUACUUAACUAUCGGUCAAUUUUGGAAUUGAGGUUGUGGAAGGAAGUGAGUUGGUUAUUUGGUCCCAUAUAUUUUGCAUGAUUUUUUGGCAACAUUAGUUGAAAUAUGAAGAUCCAAAUUUGAUUGUCCGUGCUAGUGAAAUGUUAAUGUUGUUUCGCUUGAAUGUACAGAAUAUGAUGCUCUUUGACUCUAUUGAGUUUAUAUGAAUGAUUUUCUUCGAGAUUA
Trifolium pratense (red clover) is the source of this 1977-nucleotide messenger RNA. RefSeq names its product putative nuclear RNA export factor SDE5. The record is from RefSeq and is a predicted model, not a curated record. Bases 185 to 1675 code for a protein of 496 amino acids. The transcript has 12 exons. NCBI's taxonomy places the organism in Eukaryota, Viridiplantae, Streptophyta, Magnoliopsida, Fabales, Fabaceae.